Molecule: messenger RNA, 1313 nt
Organism: Saccostrea cuccullata (small rock oyster)
Lineage: Eukaryota; Metazoa; Mollusca; Bivalvia; Ostreida; Ostreidae
Product: E3 ubiquitin-protein ligase TRIM45-like
Exons: 2
Coding region: 15-1076 (353 amino acids)
Molecular function (GO): zinc ion binding
Source: RefSeq, a predicted model, not a curated record
UACUUUCGUUUUGCAUGAUAUUAAUAGCACGUUUCAGUGACAGAAAAGGUUCCUGUGGACAGCUUGGGCGCAGAUCAAAUGAUAAAAUGGCAACAGCUAUAUCUUCUGCUCAGCAUUAUGUUGAAUGCGAACAUUGUGAAGAAAACCCUGCCCAGUUCCUUUGUAAAACAUGUCCUGGUCAUCUCUGUGAAUCCUGUAAAGCAGAGCACGAGAAAAGAAAAAUAACUUCAAACCACGAAAUUAUACAUUUGCAUAAAAAUAAGGAGGGAACCAUGGGCCUACUUUACUGUGGGAAGCAUACAGUUAACAAAUUAGAGUGGUACUGUUCUCCUUGCAAGGAGCCAGUGUGUUCCAAAUGUCUUAUGGAAUCUCACAAUGGACAUAAAUUGCACGAUUUGGCAGCAACCUACCAAGAAAUCAUAGGUAAACUAAAUGAGGAAAAGAAAGAAAUAGAAGGAGUACUUUUACCAAAAUAUAGAGAAAUGUUAUCUAAAGAGAAAUCUAAAAAAACAGAGAUAAAGAAGAGAACGAAUGAAGUUAAGAAACAAAUAGAAGAUCACACAAAAUCAAUAAUAGAGAAGGUCACAAUGCUGAAAGAGAAUGCUUUACAGGAUUUACAAAAAGAAGAAAAGACGGUCCUAAAAUCAGUUGAAGACACAGAGCAUGAAAUUGAAAGGAGAAUUGAAACACUCUGUAGACUCAAUGAAGACAUCACCAAUAAUGUGGGAGCAAAUCCUGGAAUUGUAUUUUUCAAGAAUAUUGACAUUAAUACCUUGCAGGAUAUGCAAGGACUUCCAUCUACAGAUGAUUACAAACUUAUUGACUUUAAACCUGGUGAUCUUUUCAUAUCAGAAAAUCACUUCGGAAAAUGUCCAAAAUUUUCAAAGUCGAAGGAAUCUAACUUGCAAACUGAGGAAUUGUCAAAGAAAAAAAAAAUUGAAAAAAUGAAGAAACAAAUAGACGACUUGCAGCUAAAACUGGCAACAGAAAAAAAUGGGAUUAGUCGCAUACUUAUCCAAAUGCAGAUUGAUAGGUCAAUAAUGUCACUUUCAGAAUUUGAGAGAGCAAAUAAAUGAUAAGUUGAUUUCAAAUGGUUACCCGUUAGUUUUGUCUUUACCACUGAAUACAGGCAGUUUCUUCCGUCACUGUUAGACUUUCCUUUUACCUGUAAAUAUUUAGUUUUUUUUAGCUUACCUGAGCCGAAGGCUCAAGUGAGCUUUUCUGAUCAAAAUUUGUUGUCAUUGUUGUUGUUGUCGUCGUUGUAAACUUUUCACAUUUUCAUCUUCUCCUCAAGAACCACUGGGCCAAUUUCA